AUUUGCUUUCCGGCUUCUCCAUUGAAGGGCACCAGUUCACUUGAAGCAUAGUGUGCUCGAUUGCGUACAGAAAUCAUGGGUGGACAUGACGCUGGAACUCACCACCAAUUCACUGGCAUCGCCAAGUACUUCAAUGCAUACACCAUUACAGGCAGGAGGAAUUGUGUACUGGCCACAUACGCCAGCAUUGCUACCAUUAUCCUCUUCUUUAAGUUGAAGCCCAAGAAGCAAAAGGCUGUAACAUCAAGUUAAUUUACAGAUGUAUUUGUGAAUACUGUGUAUGCGGAGGGGUGCUGGAAGCUGGAUGUCCUUAUUUUGACCUCAUCACUUCAGUUCAACUAUGUAAAAAAAUAAAAGACUACUUGUACCACAUAGUGUUGUAUAC
Xyrauchen texanus (razorback sucker) is the source of this 385-nucleotide messenger RNA. RefSeq names its product ATP synthase membrane subunit k (gene atp5mk). Bases 76 to 252 code for a protein of 58 amino acids. The transcript is spliced from 4 exons. NCBI's taxonomy places the organism in Eukaryota, Metazoa, Chordata, Actinopteri, Cypriniformes, Catostomidae. The record is from RefSeq and is a predicted model, not a curated record.